Molecule: messenger RNA, 951 nt
Organism: Cladophialophora psammophila CBS 110553
Lineage: Eukaryota; Fungi; Ascomycota; Eurotiomycetes; Chaetothyriales; Herpotrichiellaceae
Exons: 3
Coding region: 1-951 (316 amino acids)
Molecular function (GO): hydrolase activity
Source: RefSeq, a predicted model, not a curated record
AUGCCAUUCAGAAGUUUCAUCUACAAGGUGGCAGAGGACGGGCAAGAUCUUCUCGCCGAUGUACAUUUCACCGAGAGCUCCCACAACAACGAAAAUAAAGCUAUUGUGCUGGUAUUUCAUGCGGGCGGCUACACUCUCGGCUCCCGUACCCUUGUUCCAGCAGCCACCCUCCGAUCGCUCUGCGCUCGUGGUUUUGUGGUGGUAUCCGUCGAUUAUCGUCUUUGCCCACAUGUCUCAAUCUGGGAAGGGCCUAUGGCGGACGCGCGAGAUGCCUUGCAGUGGGCGCGGAAUGCUCUGCCAGGCCUUUUGAAGAAGGAUGCCGGAGUGGAUAUUGACGGUGAGAAAGUCAUGGUAUUCGGGCAGAGCUCCGGGGCCACGCUGGCGUUGCUUCUGGGAGGUCUCCCCAAUCCUCCGCGAGCCAUUGCCGCCCUCUAUGGUGCUGCGUACUUCGCAGACAGUGUUUGGAGCACGCCUUCCCCUGGUGCUGCCAUGAUGCCCGUUGUCGACAGAGAUUUUGCCGACAAGGUCUACUCGGAGCCACCUACAUCUCAUGCAGAAUUUCAAACGACUCAAUAUCUGGCCCCUGGCCAAAUGCCGGUGCCUGAUCUGAGCAAACCCCGCGAUGCGUGGAUGGUGCUGGGCUUUAAGGAGGGUAAUCAUUUAGCCAAAUGCGUGAAGGAUGGCAAUUUCGAGAGAGUGGAUCCGGCGACAUACUUUAGGGAAGAAUUUCCCCCAACUAUCUUUGCAACCGGAACUGCGGAUCACUUUAUCGAUCCGGAUUGCUCCCGGAGGAUGUAUGAAGAGCUCAGGCGAUUGCGGGUAUCCACAAAGCUAGUGACUGUAGAAGGUGGUGACCACGGGUUUGAUUUUGGCAUAGACGAAGAGGACGCGAAUUUCCAGUCUGGCGUGGUACCGGUAUUGGAGUUUUUGGAGGAGUACGUCAAUAGCUGA